AUGGCUGGGGAAAAUAUCGCUUCUGUGAAGGUCUACCAGCAAUUAGUCCAGGGCCUUCUAGAUAAGGCAACGGAGAUCAAGAGGGACUGCAGCAUCGAACCCCCUUUGACUGAUGCCGACCUUGGCGAUGCGAUACGGCGAAUACAACAGGACCAAGAGAGUGGACUAAAGGAGCAGAGCCAACAAGCUCAGUACGCAGUGGUCGAAACUGCCUUUCGGGAAAAGUUCUAUGACCUUCUUGCCACAACAUCGAUUGAUGAACCUUCGUUUAUUCAAAUGUGGAACCUUCUAGAUAUUGUAUCGAUAUUUUCGGAUAAUGAGCAGUGCGAACCCGGGCUUCUAUUCUGGCUUAUUGAAGAGCUGCUAGACAGCCAAACCAUCGAUGGCUGUCGCAAGGUAUUUGAUUACCUAGAGUCGAGGAGAGAAAGAAAUACUGCAAAGAGCUUGAUUAUACUACGAUCGUGCAACGAACUCCUGCGACGGCUUUCGCGCGCCGAAGAUACGGUAUUUUGCGGGAGGGUUUUCAUAUUCCUCUUUCAAAGCUUCCCACUAGGAGACAGAAGCUCUGUCAACUUAAGAGGUGAAUUUCAUACUGAAAAUGUGACUACCUUCGAUGAGCUUCCCAAAGCUCAAGAGUCCAGCGAAACCCCGAUGGAUAUUGAUAUUCCCGAGAAAGAAAUUACGGCGGAUACCAAAACCGAAUCCGCACAGGUCACAAAGCAAGAACCCGCCGGACAAAUAACUCAUCCAGCUGCUGUUGAAAGCCUGCAAAUUUCAAAGACCGACGCAAUGAAACCCGUCGAGUCAGAACCUAACUCAAUCCUGUCUAUGGAUGACCUAUACCCUAUUUUUUGGAGUUUGCAAACCAACUUCUCUUCGCCAACUUCUCUAUUCGAUCCUUCCAAUUUUGCAGCUUUCAAAGCGGGCCUUGAGGCGUCCCUCUCUGUCUUUCAAAAGGUAAACGCCGAUAUGGAGGUCCGAAUGAUGAAAGGGUCAGAAGAAGCGCGUCGUGGGCCCAAACGCAGGCGCAUAGGUGACGGCACGGAAAUGACGAACAGCUUCAACCCGAAGUACCUAACGAGUAGAGAUUUGUUUGAAUUAGAGAUCAACGAUGUCGCUUUCCGGAGACAUAUCCUAGUCCAAUCUUUGAUUCUUCUUGAUUUUGUCCUCUCGCUCACACCGAAAGCUAAGGCUAAAUUGGCGGAUUCAACAAACAAAUCAGUUCUCUACAAUUACGUUCUUAAUGACGAAGAUACGAAGUGGGCGUCGCAAAUGAAAACUUCCAUUGCGACCUAUUUGCAACAAGGUUCAGAAGGGAAAUUUUAUUAUCGAAUGGUGGACACUGUUCUUACUCGGGACAAAAACUGGGUUCGAUGGAAGGCAGAAGCAUGUCCUCCAAUCGAGCAUACCCCAGUUUCAAUCCAAGACUAUUUGGAUACGCAGACUAGUGCAAUUAAGGUAUCGACGAGCAAACGACUUCGAUCCACUCCCUUGGGUUCCCUAGACCUCAACUUUCUCAUGGAAGAUAAAAAUAGCAGCAGAGUAGACCGUCUUAAACAUCCAGACAGAUUCUCCACUCCAGCGUUAGAUUUUUAUCUACGCGGCAUUGCAGACGAUGAGUUCAAUAUUGAUAUGUCCCAGUCGCGAGAAGAGAAGGAUGAAGCGAUCAAAGCAAAAGCAAGCAAGACCUGGAGAACGCUACGUCUUUCCUCUCGCAGUAAACUAGCGCUGUUCGACAAAAUCGAGGACGGAAACAAUCUCAAAGUUCUUUUUGAGCUGCCUGCUUCUCCAGAAGAUACACCAACCGCGGCCAACAAGCAAAAAGUUGCAAUGGAAAACGGGGUCAAUGGUCAAGAGGGAUCUUCCAAAAGUACGGAAGUGAAAGGGGAAGAGGCAAAGGAAAACCAGCCACCUGUAUCAUCAGAUGGAACAGCCCAUCAGCAACGUUGA
This is a messenger RNA of Histoplasma mississippiense, 1950 nucleotides long. RefSeq lists its product as hypothetical. Gene Ontology annotation, biological process: mRNA export from nucleus; regulation of DNA-templated transcription elongation. The transcript is spliced from 7 exons. The record is from RefSeq and is a predicted model, not a curated record. NCBI's taxonomy places the organism in Eukaryota, Fungi, Ascomycota, Eurotiomycetes, Onygenales, Ajellomycetaceae. Gene Ontology annotation, cellular component: THO complex part of transcription export complex. The coding region runs from base 1 to 1950 and encodes 649 amino acids.